Molecule: messenger RNA, 1083 nt
Organism: Pocillopora verrucosa
Lineage: Eukaryota; Metazoa; Cnidaria; Anthozoa; Scleractinia; Pocilloporidae
Source: RefSeq, a predicted model, not a curated record
UUGAUGCAAAAUUGAAAGACCCUAAACAAUUAGUAACCAUAUAUACAGUACUGUAGGUAAGAUAAUGUGAAAAGGUUCAUUAUUUGUUCAUUGUUUUAUAGUUCCUAUUGACUCAACUAAAGGAAUCAAGAUGUUAUAUGUAUUUGUGGACAUAAAGCUGGAUGCCACACAUUUUGUCAACACAGUCAGACACAAUUUUGAAGCCGGAAAGUCACUUGCACUUUUGAGCACAAUCCAGUUUGUGACAACACUUCAAGCUGUAUAUCAAGACCUGUGUAAAGAUUAUCAGGUAGAGAUUCUGCAGUGUAAACCAUUGUCACCUGGAGAGAUUCUGGGCUGCACUGCUCCUAGAAUAAAACACAAGGAUGCAUUCAUUUACUUAGGUGAUGGAAGGUUCCAUCUAGAGGCUGUCAUGAUUGCUAACCCAUCUACACCAGCAUACAUAUACGAUCCCUAUAGCAAAGUGUUUUCCAGGGAAUAUUACGAUAUUGAUGCCAUGUUUCAAGCGAGGAAAGACGCCAUAACUACAGCGUCAAGAGCUAAGAAAUUUGGACUCAUUCUAAGUACAUUAGGAAGGCAAGGAAGUCCAAAGGUGCUAUAGAAGUUAGAAGAACGAUUCAGCAAGGCGGGCCUGGAAUAUGUAAUUGUACUCAUGUCUGAAAUAUUUCCGGGUAAACUUGGAUUGUUCGAGGACGUGGAAGCGUUUGGUUGGUUUUCCCUUGUUACUUGCUUAUUUUCUCUCGCCGGAUAUAUCAAGUGGUUUUUAAGUCGCAGCUUACGGAUAAACCGUGAACUCGGAACUUGAACGCAGAACGUGAACGCAGAACGUGAACGCAGAACAUGAACUCAGAACAUGAACGCAGAUCAUGAACGCAGAACGUGAACUCAGAACGUGACCUCAAAACGUGAACGCAGAGCGUGAACUCAGAACGUGAACUCAGAACGCGAACUCAGGACAUAAACCCAGAACGUGAACUCAGAACCUGAACUCGGAACGUGAACUCAGAACAUGGACUGGGAGCCUGAACUUGAACUUGAACUGAGAGCCGAAACUGAGAGCCUGGUCUGAGAACUUGAACUGAG